Messenger RNA from Sceloporus undulatus (fence lizard), 6148 nucleotides. RefSeq names its product protein phosphatase 1 regulatory subunit 26 (gene PPP1R26). Gene Ontology annotation, biological process: negative regulation of phosphatase activity. The record is from RefSeq and is a predicted model, not a curated record. Bases 394 to 4038 code for a protein of 1214 amino acids. Gene Ontology annotation, molecular function: protein phosphatase inhibitor activity. The transcript is spliced from 2 exons. NCBI's taxonomy places the organism in Eukaryota, Metazoa, Chordata, Lepidosauria, Squamata, Phrynosomatidae.
UCCUUCCUUCCUUCCUCGGGGCCGAGGAGCAUGGCGGUGGCUGCUGCUUCUGCUUCCUCCCGGGUCCCGCCCUUGGCCAGGCGGCGGCGACGGCGGCGUCGCCCUCUUCUUCUUCCCGCGGCGAGACAGGCCCCUCCUCCGGCCAAGGAAGGCGGUUGCUCGGCCGGGGCCUAGUAGCUGUCCGCCUGUAGUCGUCGCCGUCCCUCGGCUGGGGUUCCCGGCUGGACGGAAGAGGAGCCCUAGUCUUGGCUCGAGUGACCAACGCAGGCUUCGGAGGCGCAGUAGGCCCCGGCGGUUGCCAGGGCAACGCGGCCUAGUCGCAGUAGAGAGGCCUGGCGGGAAGGAAGGGCCGUUUCUCUGACAAGCUGUACAUUUCUAUGACAAGCUGCUAGGAUGUUUCUCAUGAACACCUCCACUUUGGUGGCCCUUCAGCGGAAGUGGGAGCCGUUUGCCCAGUCCAGGAGCUGCAGAUAUCCCGUCUGCUUCUCCGAGUCUGAAGACGACAUUGCCAGAUCGACUGUGAGCGCCAAAGUCCAGGUGAUCAUCAACAACCUGCAAAGCGACGAGUCGUCUUUGCACAGCGGCAGCGAAUAUGGCUGCAUUAUGCAGAAAAAACAAAAAGGAGCGAAAGGCCGAGGCCACAAACUCCGACGAAGCGGGAGAGUACUCCAGGAGUGCGUUUCAUACCCUGAGCAUGACUGUCCGGCCGACUCUGAUGGUAUGGAAGUGGAAGAGAGUUCAGAAUUUGGGCCCCUCUUGUUGCACUCUGACAGCGAUGAUUCAGUUGAUAGAGAUAUAGAGGAAGCCAUUCAAGAGUACCUGAAAAACAAAGGCCAGAACGUUCAGCCAUUGCCAAGCAAUGCCAGGGGUUUGGAUGGAGAGAAACAGGUCCAUCGUGAAUGUCCAUGGCCUGGCCCAGCUGCCACUGUAUUCCCUGCAAAUGUUAAGGCCAAUGUGGUACAGCAACACCUUGCUCCUGAUGGCUUGGGAGACGACGACGACGUCCAGUGGGCAGCCUCUCCUUGCAGCGUGAGUAGUGAUGAUUCUUUUGAGCAGAGUAUAAAAGCGGAGAUAGAACAGUUCUUAAAUGAGAAGAAGCAGCAGGCAAGAAAGGAGGCUACAGCUGGGGCGAAUAAGCGACUGGAUCAGAAGGAGACCCAAGAGAAGUUGGCCAUCAGGAGUCAGAAAGAAGGUACUAACAGAGUGAGCCCAAGUUCCCAAAAGCGAGGGGACAAGGCACUCUUCUUAAGACGACAUCCUGAUCUACAAGACACCAGCACUCCUCAGUGUUUGAAGUCAAAAACUGAUGAAGAGCCUGCAGGCUUCAAAACAAGACAGACACAGAUUAAAAGACCUUUGGCUGCUCACGCCCUCUUCCUGGAACAAAGCAGAGAAGCUGAGAAAAAGCAAAAGCUUUGGAAAGCCAGAGAAGAACAAAGAUAUGAAAGCAAAGAUAUAUCUGAUUCAAGUAGUGAUGAUGGUAUCGAGGAGGCUAUUCAGCUUUACCAGCUUGAGAAAAUCAGGAAAGCAGCAGACUCCCAAACUGCCUGUGUUCCUUUUGAAAAAGAAGAGUUAAGGGCUAGCAGGUUUGAAGAUCUAUCUGCACAUCUGGUGAUCCAUUCAGUAAAAAGUGCCUUGCCAGAGGUCCCUAAGAAAGUUCUAAGUAGCAAGAGGAAACAGGUCACCUCAAAACCAGAGGAACUAAGGAGGAUGUGUGGCACCCAUUAUAGUAUGGACAAUGGCACAAUUGAGGCCCCUGCAGAAAGCAAUGUUGCCACAUGUGCAGUUACACUCCAGGCCUCUUGUCGGGCAGACUCUGCUGCUGAACUGAUGUGCGCAGAAGCCAUCUUGGACAUCUCCAAGACCAUCCUGCCUCCUCCUGUAGGAAGCGACAGCCGAUCAUUCACGACCAACCCUGUCUUCUAUUCCCACAAUACAUCAGCUUCUCAACAUGAGAGUGACAGUAGUACUGUGGACAGUGAUGACAGCAUUGAACAGGAGAUAAGAGCUUUUUUGGCUGUCAAAGCACAGACAGAACACUUGAUAACAAAAUCCAAAGUGGCCUUGCAUUCUGUCCAAAUUCCUCCCUCCUCAGGGCAACCUGCUGAGCAGAUCCAGAGCCUCAAGCAUACAUCCCCUAAACCAUUAAAACACUCACUAAGUCAUAAAAGGAAACUUAAGGGAGAGAGCAGAAUAGUCACAGGAACCAAGAGCACACAGCAGAGACUGUCAGAGAUGGGUUAUUGCUCUGUGGGUAAUAACCAUUCAAAAACCUCUGCAUCCCAAGCAGAAGAUGAUUUCACAAUACCACAAAAUAGAGUAGCUGGAAGGGUGGCUAGGUGCCCACAAGAUACUCUGACCACUCACAGUUUUGUGGAUUUUGCAAACCCUCCACCACAAAGGUUUCUUGGUUUUGGAAAAAAUGCAACACAGAGGCCCCAAAAAUGUGGGGUAGAUGACAAGAGCAGUUCUUUGGACAGUGAUGAGGAUCUGGAUACAGCUAUCAAAGAGCUUUUGAGGUCUAAGCGGAAGCUGAAGAAAAAAUCCAAAGACCAAAGAGCUCAGUGCAAGAAGAAAGUCCGGUUUGGUGACUCAGAAAUGCAUGUUCUUGAGGAGAAAGAAAAAGACUGUAAAUCCAAAAAACCCACCUUGCUAAAAAGUUGCCUUAUGAAUUCCCAAAGAGAUAUUAAAGUGGAAAAUACAGAGACUCAGAACGUUGUCAAGGGGAAGCUAAAAGGUGAAAAAAUUGUACAGUUUGAAUUUAAAAAAGAAUGCCAGACCAAGCCAAGUUCUGGCCCAGACAUCCAGGAGACAUCAAAAAACAAUCAGAAUCUUUGGACUGCCACCUCCUUGACAGACGACAGCAGUUCUAUUGACAGUGAUGACAGCAUUGAGCAAGAAAUUCGGAGGUUUUUAGCAGAGAAAUCAAAAGACUCCACAAUUAGUACAGUGAUUCCAGUCUCCAAUGGAAUUGUUGAGAAUCUAGGAGUUACUACUCUAUCUAAAGCAAAGUGCCAGCAGUUCCAGGGUCAAAGCAAUGCCCUCUCAAAACAGAGGAAAAAAGCAAAGAAAGAAGGUCCACCAAUGAUCAACUUGCAGCAUUCUUUGAGACCUGAAAAAGAGACUGCAGGAAGUGCUUCUCAUAAUAGUGAGCAAGCAACAUCAUAUACAGAAGAUCUGUGCCGUUGCACUGUGGCGAACUCACAGGAAAACCAAGGAAUUGUGCUGUCUGAGCAUCCUGGUUUACCUCUAAAAAGAACUGCAGAAGAAAGAAAGGUUAUAUUUGAUGGUAAACUGAACCAAAGAAACCUACCACCCGGGAAGGACAAAGCCAGGAACCUUAAAGUGCCAAAUUGCUUGAAGCCUUUGUCUCUGUUCAAACACAAAAACUCAUAUGAAUUCAAAAUUUCCAGUAAUUUUAUUGCAGGCCUAAAAAGUACUCGGAACAAGAAGAAGCCUGUGCUUUUGGGGAAGAGACAGAGCACAGAAGUAUUCUUGUUCAAAAGGCAGGCGGGUGUUUCAGUGCCAAAUUUUCCCGGUGAGCGGUGUGAAAUGACUCUGAAAAGAGGAGCCCUAGGUUCCAAGAGCGAGGCAGAAAUGAGAGAGGCAGAUUUACCUACAAGGGACACUGCAAAAAGGUUGCAUCCGUGCAUAUCAGAAAGCAGUGGGAAAAUGCAGGUUGCCACAUCCCUUGAUAUUGUAGCAAAAGGUACAGUUUUAGGAGACCAAAAAGCCUGCUUCAGCUUGGUUGCCAACCAAGGGUCUCAUUUGCAGGAGCCCAGUAGGCAAAAUACAAGACUAGGGGUCAGAGUCAGUGCAGGACUAUUGCAUGUUGAGAUCCCCAGCAGGAAAGGGGAAGAACACAACACUGGUCAUGAAGAAGGGAACAUCACCAGCAGCACUUCUAACUUGCCACCAAGAGAGAAGUCAUUGAUAAAACAAGAUAGGGCCUCUGAAGAACAAACCCCAAAGGUUUCAGAGGGAGUUUCUGCAGAGGUUACAGAGGUACCUGUCAUGCAGUGUACACAUGUUGAGUAGAAAGCAAUGCCUCCAGUUUGUAAGUACUUCUGCAUCAUAAGUUAACUUUCCUGGCAUCAUGAUGAAUCUCCAUGUCGGAAGAAGGGUUUCUUUAGGGGGUAGAGGUGGUUUGGACAGCAUAUGGAAAUAGGUGCAAACAUGAUUUUUCUGGUGCCAUCCUUGUGUACAAGGAUAGAGCAAUUUGUCUUCACAGCAGUUUUCGAUCAUUUACCCAUGGGACAAAGUUUGUGCUUAUAAAAGGCAGGUGCUUUCAUCUGUCAUGGAGAUGAAUCUUUGUGCCAGGGAAAAAAAUGAUGCUUGUAAAGAGGCCCAGUGUCUCCAGAGCACUUGAAACAGAAAGGGAACUGUGGAAUAUACCAAUGUGAAGAAAUGUGUCUCCAGUUACAGUAUAUGUUUUGGGGUUUUUUGCAUUGAUGGCAAGAUUUUUUUCCCCAUUGUUUAAAAAGUGCUUUAGGGAUUUCUUUUUUAAUAACAGUUUAUAGGCCAUGUCUAACUGCAGAGUUUUGUAGCCGUUGUGUUUAUUGUACAAGAUGAUUAACAUAACCGUGGUCUGUGAUGAUUGAAACGAUGACGCACCUAGACAUAAAACAUUAACACAAAAUCAGUCAGUCACAAAGAGUCUUGCAAAAAAGGUGGAAGUGAUUUAAAUGAGUAAAUUACAGGAGUACACUCUUUGGCAUAUCAUAAAACAGAAGCAGAUGUGAGACCUCCUCUUCUCCGUCUUCUUCUCUUUUGUCCUAUCCUCCCUUGCUAUUUAUUUAUGGCAGGGAUAGGCAGGUUCUAGGAUUACACCUGCCCUAAAAUUACAAGGAACAAAUAAAUAUUGAAAAUGAAACAGGAAGAGACCAGAUAUCUAUGCUUGGGGAGGAGCGGAGCUAUUGCAAAAUUGCCACUCCUGGAAAUUUCUGGGAGCAAACAUGGACUUUGCGGGCAAUAUAUAAAUAAAUGGCGGUUGGAGCAAUGCCUUUGGGGUGAGCUUCAAAAGGCCCCUGCUGCAAAAGACCACACUUGACUUUAUGGCAUAGGCCAUAGUUAAUUCACCUCAUUCCAGAGAGAUGAGGGCACACACUCCUGAGCACAUGAACAGCCUUCAAAACCUGCACUGUCCAGUUAUUGCAGUAGUCUCACACACGGCAAUGACCCAUGGGGAGGUUGCCAUCAUUUUAAGUUGGAUAGUUGGGCCAUGCAGGGCUCUGCGUAGAUCUUGAAACUCCUCCUUUUGGAACAGUUGAAGUUGAGUCAUUAUUGCUAUCUCCCUUCAUUUGCCAUUUGAAGCUUUUGGGAGUUUCUUCUGGAUCCGAAUGAGAAGAAGCAUUGCAGUUUGCAGUGCGGGUUGAAUAAAUUGAGACAGGGGGCAUUUCAGAAAUGCUCUUAGAAGCAUGACUUGGAAGCGCAUCCUUUUUCCAGAGAAAGUGAUCUGAGGGUGUAUCCACACUGCACAAUUAAGGCAGUUUGACACCUCUAACUGACAUGACUAGCCCACAGAAUCCCGGGAUUUGUAGUUUGGUGAGGUAUUCAGCCUGGUCUGUCAAAGAGCUGUGGUGCCUCACCAAACUACAAAUCCCAGGAUUCUGUAGCAUAGAGUCAUGGCAGUUGAAGUGAUGUCAAACUGAUUUAAUUCUGGUGGAUACACCCUGACAUUAUUUCCAGAAGGGCAAUGUCCGAUCAAAAGAGCAGCCUUGGUUCAGAAUUGAGGCUCAGCUUGUUUUGUUUCAAGUAGCAUUUUCUUUAUCUAAAUUCUCCCUUUCAGAGAUUAAAAUAUCCCAUGAAUAUCCUAUUAGUCUGUCCCUUCUCUGUAUAGCCUUGGUCAGACAUUCCUUUCAUUUAAACCCUCAUUAAAAGAACCUGAAUGUUUAAAGACUACAGGGAAUGCCCUCGUGCGACGGAGGGAGGGCUGACCAUACAUCAAACCCCUUCGAAAUAAUUCUUUUUCUGUUGAGUUACAAUAAUCACAAUAAUAACUUUUGACAUUCAAAAUGCUGUCUGAUUGAAGAAGCACUUUUUAAAUUAAAGUUUGGUGUUAGGGUCUUGUUUUGUGUUUUUUUGUACAUAAGAAAUAGUGUACAUUCAUACAUUUAUAAGAUUUAAUAAACCAGGUUCAGAUUAUAAA